AUGUCUCUCGUGUCCGCGGUGGUCCUGGCCGCCACUACAAUUCUGGUCUUCGCGCAGAGGAUGGGAGGUGGGGUAUCCGGCAAGCAGCAGCAGCCCCCCCGGCUGUGGGAUCCGAUCCCGUUCGUCUUCAACAGCCUGCAGUUCCUGCUCAACAACGCACAGUUCAUGGAGCGCGUGCAAGCCGCCCUCAAGACAAACAGCAUCGCCCGCUUCUACCUGGGCCGAGACCUCGUCUACCUCGUGUCGGGCGCCAAGAACGUGCAGGCGGUAUUCGGCCGCUCGCCUGCGAAUACCAGCAACAUCCACGCCGACGACAUUAUGGUGCGCACCACGCUGCCGCUGUGGUACCGGAUGACGGGGCCGGAUCUGGAGCGCUUUGCGCGCGACAAGACCGGGCGCGGGCGCAACCCGCUGCCGGGCACCGAACACACGCCGGCGGGCGAGCGCUUCUUCUUCGGCUACGAACAUGUGCACAGCGAGUUCCUCGCCCGCGCCCAGUAUCUGACGCCCAUGGUGGAGCAGUUCCACAGCCAGAUGACCGGCGUCCUCGACAACAAGCACCUGUAUCCCGCGGGCCAGUGGACGACGAUCAGCGUGGUGGACUUCUGCAAGCAGCACGUGGCGCGCUGCGCCCUGUACGCGCUGCUCGGCCCGCGCAUGUUCGAGCUGAGCCCGGAUUUCGUCGACCGCAUGUGGGACUUCGACGACGUCGUCUUCCCGCUGGUCAUGGGCCGGAACCUGGGCCUGCCCAAGUGGCUCAACCGCCGGCCGCACCGGGUGCAUGAGCGCUACCUGGAUGCCGUGCGGCGCUAUCUGGACGCGGCGUGGGCCGGAUUCGACUGGAACAAUGCGGCGUCGGCCGAGGCACGCUGGGAGCCAUGCUUUGGUGCGCAGGUCACGCGUGAGGUGGCCAAGUGGUUCCGGGAGAGUGGGUUUACGGGGAGGGACACGGGUGCCGGGGCGAUUGGCAUCUUGGCUUGGGCACAGAAUUCCAACGUCAUCCCGACGACAACAUGGCUGAUGAUGGAGAUCGCCCGGGACCCAUCUCUCUUCCGUGCCCUGCGAGAGGAGGUCGAGACGGCAUACACGACAGACCCAGCCACCGGAAGACGCCUGGGGUUGGACCCGCAGAAGGUGGCGGCACUGCCGUUGCUGGCAUCGGCCUACACCGAGACGCUGCGGCUGCGCAUGAACUUCAACGUCAUCCGCAACGUGCGCCAGUCCUUCACCCUAGAUGGCUACUUGGUCAAGGGUGGCAGCCUGUUGCAGGUGCCGACCCUGGUCGCCCACUACGACGAGAACGUCUGGGCCGCUGACUCGCACCCGGCGUCCGAGUUCUGGGCCGAGAGGCAUGUCAAGUACGCCGACGAACAGCCCGACGAGCAGGGCAGGACCGGGCGGAAACGCGUGUUUGCCAUGGCGGGGCCAACGGGGUCCUACUUUCCGUACGGCGGCGGUAACUUGAUCUGUCCCGGCCGGCACUUUGCCAAGCACGAGAUCAUGUUAACCAUGGCGCUGUUGGUCUCGCGGUUCGACGUCGAGUUCCUCGAGUGGACCAAGCCGGACGGCUCGCCGUCCGAUCGUCCGCCGCGCAAUGACCCUCGCUUCAGCGGGGGCGGGGCCGCACCGCCGGACCGCGAUAUGAGAAUUAGGAUUAGGCCGGUCGGGAAAUAA
This is a messenger RNA of Chaetomium strumarium, 1674 nucleotides long. RefSeq names its product cytochrome P450. The coding region runs from base 1 to 1674 and encodes 557 amino acids. Gene Ontology annotation, molecular function: iron ion binding; steroid hydroxylase activity; heme binding. Lineage: Eukaryota; Fungi; Ascomycota; Sordariomycetes; Sordariales; Chaetomiaceae. The transcript is spliced from 3 exons. The record is from RefSeq and is a predicted model, not a curated record.